CUGUCGGCUCUUGUACUACGUGUCUGGCUGGUGAGCAGACGCAGAGCAGAUAUCAUGGAUCAGGUAAUACAGUUCGUUGAGCCAAGUCGGCAGUUUGUGAAAGACUCAAUUCGGCUGGUUAAAAGAUGCACCAAACCUGAUAGAAAAGAAUUCCAGAAGAUUGCUAUGGCAACAGCAAUAGGAUUCGCUAUAAUAGCAUUCAUUGGCUUUUUUGUGAAACUGAUCCAUAUUCCUAUUAAUAACAUCAUUGUUGGUGGCUGAAUAGCUUUUUAGAAAAGUAGUUUUCAUCUUGGGGAUUGGUAACAAGUGAGGAUUUGAGAAGCUGAUGGAGCAGAAAUUUGUCUGUGUGUUUUAUGUUUUUCUUUCAUUUCUUCCACGUCCU
This is a messenger RNA of Dama dama (fallow deer), 382 nucleotides long. RefSeq names its product protein transport protein Sec61 subunit gamma-like. The record is from RefSeq and is a predicted model, not a curated record. Bases 55 to 261 code for a protein of 68 amino acids. NCBI's taxonomy places the organism in Eukaryota, Metazoa, Chordata, Mammalia, Artiodactyla, Cervidae. The transcript has a single exon. Gene Ontology annotation, cellular component: membrane; Ssh1 translocon complex. Gene Ontology annotation, biological process: protein targeting; post-translational protein targeting to membrane, translocation. Gene Ontology annotation, molecular function: transmembrane protein transporter activity.